AUGGCGAAUAGCAAAGGGGAACUUGUGAAAGUGGCAAUUUUGCUGCUCGACAAAUUUACUGCCGGGAGAACCAAUCUGGAUGACUUUAUGGAACAUGCAGCUAAGGGCCUGCAGAACAUGGAACCCGAGUCUAUGAAGUUCAUUCUCGAUUUGGUCUCUGGAUGCAUCGAACACAAGAAGUUACUGGACAUAGUCAUCAAUCCUUUCUUUGGCCAGGGUGGCAAACUCAUAUCCAAACGUUAUCACAACCAUUUUGUCGUGAUCUGUUACCUCACCAUUUUCCACUUUGAUGAGCUUGGACUUCCGUCUUUCAGCAACAUCGUCAAAUCAUUGGACAUUAAAAACAUGCACAUUUUCCUGAGUUUCUUUUUCAUGAACCUCACCACUUGGAUACAAGAUGAGUGGAAUCAAGUCUACGAUGUUGCAUAUGUGAAGGAUCAUUGGAUUGACCCUCUGCUCAGGAAACGUACUGCCAUCGAGUCCCUCAUGGAGAAGCUUGCUGCCAAUGCAUCUGGAGGAAUGCGGUUGAGGAAAGCGCCAGCCAAAACCACUGACCUGAUGGAGUUCUCUUUUGUUAAACCUAAACCUUCCACCGCACGUGAGCCUCAACUGAGCCCCCUGCCGGAAAAACUCACAAAAGUACCCAGCAGUACUUACAGGACUCCCAAAUUGAUCCAGAUCUUAGAAGACGUCAAGGGAAGGAACCAUCUCUUGGCUGAGGAGCUGCUGCAUGAGCUCAAUAUUGCACAAUUUGGAUUUGCAAGACCCAUAGAUGCUGAAUGCUCAAGGAGAUCGCGGUACAUUACGGAAGAUUUGGACUCCAGGCUUGACUCAUUACCGUCCAAGACCCCUCCUCCUCCUAUUCCUAAGAGUUCUAAAGACGUCCGUCCAAUCAAACUCAACACUGCAGCAAUGCUGAGGCGAAGAGUACUACAUGACCGCCACUUGGCGGACAAGCUGCAAAUAAUAGAGAAUCUGGUGGAAGGAGCACAUGAGCCUUCAGCCCUUAUACAAAGGGAAAGGGAAAUGCGUGAGAAAGACCAUCAGACCAGGUUGGAAAAAAUGGAGCAGAAGCACGCCAGUGUCCUUCUCAGCCAAUGGGAGGCAGUUUUGGCCCGCGCACAAAUAACAGAACGCAAGAAAAAGGCUGCUCGGAUCAUAAGAGACGAGACAGUUAAGCGAACUCAGCAAACUAUACAGAAAAAGUUGGAUGAAGAAAAAGAAAAGAAAGAGUUGGUGCAGCUCGUGAUAGAGGGUCACAGUAACGCCCAAAAAGCUACUGACAGGUUUAAGAAAGCCAAACAGAGUGCUGUCAAAGAGUUUGUUGCGCACCACCAAGAAAUUGUUCGGCAAUCACAAGAGAAAGCGAAGGACGCGCUCACCAAGAAGUUGGAGCUCAUCAGUGAAAUCCAUGCUAUGGAAUGUUUCCCGAAUCUUCGGUGCAACAUGUUUGAUAACACACAGAUUGCAGGUCACGAGCUGCUCGUCGAGAUGUCCCACGCCGAGCUGAAGGAGCGUCUGUACCUCAUGAAGGAAGCGGAGGUGAUCGAACAGCAGAAGAAACGAGACCUCAUCCAGAAAGAGAAGCAGAAGAAGAAAAAACUGCUGCUAGAAGACAUGGAGAAUAUCAACCUCCACAGUAGAGCCAUGGCAAUAGCCAAUUCACUCAGGAAAGCGGAUGAGAGGAACGCCGAGCUGCAAUUACAGAGGAUCGUAGUACAGGACAAGAACGUCUUGGCGAUGCAAAAGAAGAUUGAAGAGGUGAAGAAGGAGUGUCAAAAACUGAAAAAAAAUGAAAGCAAUAUCACCAAACCGUCAAAGCAGGCGGCAGCCAACCCCAACGGAACCAUCGAGACCCACGGCAAAGAUGGACUGAAAAAGAUCAACUGGGAUGAUUUGGAGCAGAGCUUAGAACACUACAUCCAGAAGAAAGACUCUCACAUUUCCCAAAGAGGAGGGCACACAAGAAAUAAAUUCAAUUGA
Nerophis lumbriciformis (worm pipefish) is the source of this 1983-nucleotide messenger RNA. The record is from RefSeq and is a predicted model, not a curated record. Lineage: Eukaryota; Metazoa; Chordata; Actinopteri; Syngnathiformes; Syngnathidae.